Phragmites australis (common reed) is the source of this 3155-nucleotide messenger RNA. RefSeq lists its product as uncharacterized. The transcript is spliced from 5 exons. NCBI's taxonomy places the organism in Eukaryota, Viridiplantae, Streptophyta, Magnoliopsida, Poales, Poaceae. The record is from RefSeq and is a predicted model, not a curated record. The coding region runs from base 644 to 2875 and encodes 743 amino acids.
CUCACCACAACAGUUAACACCACCCACCUACUACCGCCCCCUCUGCACACGACGCAAGGCCACGACGGGUGAUCGCUGUACUCUGCACAGUGGACGCGUUCGCUGGGUUUGCGUGUGUCAGCUCUCUACGGUUACUGUUGCUGCUGCCCCUGGCCCCCCUUCGCCGCUCUCCAAUCUCUCCAUCCCAUCCAAGGAGGGGGGAGAGAGAGAGAGAGAGAUAUUCGGCUCCCUCUAUCUCUCGGCUGGUUCUUGCCCACCCGAGCAAGCGCCCAACGCAGCUGCUGUCCAGAGCAGAGCCAGCCAAAGGGAAUGAGUACAGGAGGGGAGGGGAGAGAGAAGAGAGAAUCCUUGACUUGUUGUUCUUGGAUGUGACGCGGGCGAGCCUUCUCUGACCGGACCUGCGCCGCGCUCGUGGCUACGGCAAGGAUUGCGCUUUCCGGGGUCGCAGUCCGUCAGCGAAGCGGCAGGGCAGAGGAGCUCUGGAAAGUGGUGGUAACCCACGAGUGGUGCGGGCGGAAGGAGCCCCGGUUCCCAGCCUUCCUUUCCUUCUUCCAUGCGCCCACAGGAAGCCGGAGGAGAGGGGAGAAGAGACCAUUGGGCGCCCCGAUUUCUGCCAACAGAGUAAUGUGAUAAUCACAUUACAAUGGCUUCAUUGGUACCUGGUGUCCUUGUCAAGCUCCUUCAGCAUAUGAACACAGAUGUUAAAGUUGCAGGCGAGCAUCGAUCGUCGCUUCUUCAGGUUGUCAGCAUUGUUCCAGCACUUGCCGGGACUGAUCUUUUCACCAACCAAGGGUUUUACCUCAAGGUGUCGGAUUCAUCCCAUGCAACCUAUGUUUCCCUUCCGGAGGAACAGCAUGAUCUCAUCUUGAGCGACAAGAUUCAGCUGGGUCAGUUCAUCCAUGUAGACCGUCUAGAGGCAGCCACGCCAGUACCCAUCCUUUCAGGAGUUCGGCCAGUUACUGGCCGCCAUCCUUGUGUUGGCAACCCUGAGGAUCUUGUAGUAACCAGCUCCUCGAAUUUUCAUGGCAGCAAGAAGGCACAACCAACCAAUGGAUUGAAGGAUGCCAGCAGCUUGUCACUUGAAAAGGAAAAGAGCAAGUUGGAGAAAAUAAAUGCUUCACGCAAGCCCAUUGGGGCAGAAAAUAAGAAGCCACCGCUAACCAAAUCAAACUCUUCUCUGUCAAAACAAGCUUUGAAUGGGAUUGGUGAUAAGAAAGACACAGUUAAAUCAAAGGCGAAGCCUGCUAUUACUAGGUCAACACCUUCAUCUCCAACCAGUGUCUAUUCUCUACCUGCAUCAUUUGACAGAUUCUCUAAUGAUCUGAAACAGAGAAACAAAGUAAAAGGAGCUGAGAAAGCAUCAUCUUCUAGGCUUUCGUUGUUAGAAAAGGCAGCUUCUGUUUUGAAGGUUACUACUGCAGGGAGGAAGUCCUCUGCUGGUAAUUCUAUCAGUAGCACUGUGUUGAGUAUUGGAUCAGGGCCAAAGGCCUUGAGAAGAAGCUGGGAAGGAAACAUGGAUACAAAAGGAAAAGGCAAUUCAGAAUUAAAAACAACCAAAGCUGACAGAAAGCCUGAGAACAAGAGCACGAUGACUCCUAGAGGAAAGCCACCAGUGGAUGAGAAGGUGUCAAAUAAAGAUGAUACUAUGGCUCAGAAAGCUGUUAGGAAGAGCACUGCAAGUGCGCUUUCAGAUGAUGCUGACAAAACAAUUAAGAAGCAUCCUCCUACUGUGAAGAGAACAUCUGGGGUUUUAAGCAACACUAAUGUUACAAAUUUAGUCAAGGUUCCCCCCAGCAGCAAAAAAUUAACAGAUGCUAGUACUUCGUGGACAUCACUUCCUCCAUCACUUGCCAAAUUAGGGAAGGAGCUUCUGAAGUACAGGGAGUCAGCACAAAUGGCUGCUGUUGAAGCCAUGCAAGAAGCUUCUGCUGCAGAGAGUUUGCUGAGAUGUUUGAGCUCGUACGCGGAGGUGAGCUCGAUGGCGGAGGAGCAGAACCCGCAGCCGGCCGUCGAGCAGUUCCUCGCCCUCCACGGUGCGCUUUCCCGUGCCACAGUGAUCGCUGACACCUUGGCCAAGCCUGCGGCCUCUGUAGCCUCGCCGGAUCGCUCUGCGGCCAGCGACGCCGGAACGGUGGCCUCCACCACCGACGAGGAGGCCGCCGCCGUCGCGGCCGAGCGUGGACGCCGAGCUACGUCCUGGGUGAGCGCCGCGCUCGCCACCGACCUCUCCGCCUUCGGCCUCUACAACCUCAAACCGGUCCCCGCCACGGUCUCCUCGCCCCUGGCCGUGGUCGUCGUCGGCGAGUCAGCGAAGCCAGCGGCGGCCGCGGCCACGUCCAUGAAGUCGUCUCCGUCGCCGAAGUCGCGGCUGUCCUCCGCGAAGGGGAAAGCGAGGACGGGCCCGGGUGCUGCGGCGGCCGCAGCGGCGCUGACGACUACGCCCGCGCCGCCGGAGUGGGAGAGGGGAGGGGGCGCCGAGGAAAGGGGCGAGCUGGCGAGGCGGCUCGGGGAGGAAUCGAGGGGUUGGUUCCUCGGCUUCGUGGAGCGGUUCCUGGACGCCGACGUGGCGGCGGCGGCCCCGUGGGACCGCGAGCGCGCGGCCAGGAUGCUCCCGCAGCUGAAGCGCGUCAACGACUGGCUCGGCGAGAUCGGGAGGCGCAGCGAGGCGCCUCCGCCGCCGGCGGACGCGGACGGAGAGGCUGUGGCGGCCACUACUACCGCCCCCGCGAAUGGCGGGUGCGGCGUGCCCGAGGAGAUGAUCGAACGGCUUAGGAAGAAGAUCUACGAGUACCUCCUCACGAACGUCGACUCGGCUGCCGCAAUGCUCGGCGGCGUCGGCGGCGCGCCCGCGGCGUCGAACGGGAAGAAGGGAUGACGCGGAUGGGAGGUCCUAACUGGGCCGUUAAUAGUGUGAAAUUCGAUUGGGCCAAGAAAUGGGCUUGGUUAGCUAAUGUAGGGUGUUUUGUUUCCUUGUUGGGCCUUUGGGUUUUCUCUUGUUUCUGUUUCUUUCUCCAAGGUUACAGAAAAAAGAGGUGAUGACAAAUUGACUUGUAAAAUUAUCACUGAUGCUGAUUGGGUAACUCUGAAUUAGUACAUGUUUGUUUUUGUUAUGGAUUAUUAUAAUCUGAAUUUUAUAGAGAAGUUUAUUUUUAUUA